UAUUAUGCCAUAUGUGGUAGAAACCUUUGAGAAGAAGCUGCUGCAAUAAUUAAAAGGUUGUACAUUGAGGUGGUCGACCAUGUGGAGGCUAAAGACCUCAGAGGGGGGAGGGUCAUGGAUGCAGACAGUGAGUGGUUUCCAUGGCCGGCAGGGGGUGUGGGAGUUCGACCCCGGCGCCGGCACCCAAGAGGAGCGCACCAAGGUGGAGCAGCUUCGCCAGGAGUUCACUGAGAACCGCUUCCGAAGGAGGGAAUCACAGGAUCUCCUCAUGCGUAUGCAGUUCACUGGACAAAAACACCUGCAUGCCGAUAUGCCCGCGGCCACCAAGCUAGAAGAUGGCGAUGAGGUGACGGAAGAAAUUGUGCAGGAGUCUCUGAGACUGGCGCUCGGUUGGAUGUCUGCUCUCCAAGCUGAAGAUGGUCACUGGCCUGGUGAUUUCAGUGGCAUCAUGUACAUCCUGCCCUUCUGGAUCUUCGCGCUGCACAUCACAGGAUCGAUCGAUGUUGUCCUAUCAAAAGAGCAUAAACGCGAGAUAUGCCGUCAUAUUUACAACCAUCAGAACGAGGAUGGUGGAUGGGGCUUCAACAUUUUGGAUGACAGUGCCAUGUUUGGUACGUGCUUAAAUUACGUCACCUUGAGGCUUCUCGGGGAGGUACAAAAGGAUGAGAAUGAUGGGCUAGCAAAGGGCCGAGCUUGGAUCUUAUCCCAUGGCACCGCAGCUGCAGGGCCACAGUGGGCAAAAAUAUUACUCUCGGUUAUUGGUGUAUACGACUGGUCCGGAAAUAAUCCUAUGAUCCCUGAACUAUGGUUGGUCCCACGAUUUCUACCAAUUCAUCCAGGACGAUUCUGGUGCUUCACAAGGAUGGUUUAUAUGUCAAUAGCUUUCCUUUAUGGCAAGAAAUUUGUCGGUCCCAUUACACCAACUAUAUUAGCACUAAGGGAUGAACUCUAUAGUUUGCCAUAUACCAAGAUUGAUUGGAAUAAAGCUCGUAAUACUUGUGCGAAGGAGGACACACGCUAUCAACCAUCAGCAAUAUUCAGUGUCAUUGCAAGUUGUUUGAACACGUUUGUGGAGCCAUUCUUAAACUGUUGGCCGCUUAACAAGCUAAGAAAAAGAGCACUGAGUCACAUCCUAGAACAUAUCCAGUACGAGGACGAAACUACUCAAUAUGUUGGCCUAAGUCCAGUUAACAAGGCACUGAACAUUAUUUGCCGUUGGGUAGAAAAUCCAAAUCCAGAUGUGCUCAAGCGACAUAUUACAAGGAUAAAUGAUUAUUUGUGGAUUGCUGAAGAUGGCAUGAAGACCAAAGUAUGUGAUGGUGCCCAAAAUUGGGAGAUAGCACUUAUAACCCAGGCUUUCUUGUCGGCAGAUAUUGCCAAUGAUUAUGGUCCAACCGUUGAGAGAGCUCUGACAUAUAUAAAGAAAGCACAAGUUGUUAGAAAUCCUCCAGGAGACCCAAGUUAUUGGUGGAGACACAGAUCAAAAGGCUCAUGGACACUUUCAACUGUAGAUAAUGGUUGGGCUUCAAGUGACUGUACUGCAGAAGCAACUAAGACAUUGAUGCUGCUUUCAAAGAUAUAUCCUAAGCUCCAUGAGAAUCAAGAGGAAGACGAGUGGCUCUUAAAUGCUGUUGAUUGCCUUCUUUCCUUUAUGAACAAAGAUGGUUCAGUUUGUACAUAUGAAUGCCAAAGGACUUAUUCGUGGCUAGAGAUUUUAAAUCCAUUGGAGAGCUUUCGGAAUAUUAUGGCUGAUUACCCAACGGUUGAAUGUACUUCCUCAGUGAUGGAAGCUCUGAUACUAUUUAGGGAGGUAAAUCCAGUGUACCACAGUGAAGAGAUAAGAGAGUAUGUCACCAAAGCUGCCAUGUUUAUAGAGAAUAAUCAAAAGAAGGAUGGAUCCUGGUAUGGCACUUGGGGCAUCUGUUUCAUAUAUGGGACCCUGUUUGGAAUAAAAGGCUUAGUUGCUGCUGGGAGAAAUUACGAGAACAGUAUUUGUAUUAGGAAAGCAUGUGAGUUUUUGCUGUCAACACAACUCAGAACAGGUGGUUGGGGAGAGAGCUAUCUUUCUUGUGAAAGACAGGUCUAUGUAGAGGGUCCUAAUACUCAUGCAGUACAAACUGCUUGGGCAAUGCUAGCUCUGAUAUAUGCUGGGCAGAUGGAACGAGACCCAACACCAUUAAACGGUGCUGCAAAAGUAUUGAUCAAUAUGCAAAUGGAGACAGGAGAUUAUCCUCAGCAGGAACACGUUGGAAACACCAACUCUUCUGUUUAUUUCAACUACCCCAACUACCGCAAUUUAUACCCUAUUUGGGCUCUCGGAGAGUAUCGACGGAGACUAUUUGCUAAGAAUGAAUGAAGGCUACUCAAGCAAUUCAAAUGUGUGAUGCUCACAGUUCUGUCACACUGGAGCAUAUAUAAAUGAAAGUGUAGUAAAGCUGCUUGUAUUUUCUAUAUUAAAUAACUGUGAUUCUAGAUAUAUACCAUACACAAUUGUACAGCUUACAAGUGAUAUUGCUUUAAUAAUGCAAACUAAGAAUAAGAGUGAAAUACAACUUAUACUGAA
This is a messenger RNA of Sorghum bicolor (sorghum), 2563 nucleotides long. Its product is annotated as achilleol B synthase. Gene Ontology annotation, cellular component: lipid droplet. The transcript is spliced from 18 exons. Gene Ontology annotation, molecular function: intramolecular transferase activity. Bases 80 to 2356 code for a protein of 758 amino acids. Lineage: Eukaryota; Viridiplantae; Streptophyta; Magnoliopsida; Poales; Poaceae. The record is from RefSeq and is a predicted model, not a curated record. Gene Ontology annotation, biological process: triterpenoid biosynthetic process.